Messenger RNA from Quercus robur (English oak), 3687 nucleotides. Its product is annotated as phosphate transporter PHO1 homolog 10-like. The record is from RefSeq and is a predicted model, not a curated record. Gene Ontology annotation, cellular component: Golgi apparatus; plasma membrane; cytoplasm. The transcript is spliced from 13 exons. Gene Ontology annotation, molecular function: inositol hexakisphosphate binding. Gene Ontology annotation, biological process: cellular response to phosphate starvation; phosphate ion transport. The coding region runs from base 952 to 3345 and encodes 797 amino acids. Lineage: Eukaryota; Viridiplantae; Streptophyta; Magnoliopsida; Fagales; Fagaceae.
UGUACCAACCAAUCGUAUGGAAAGUUGUAUUGACCCAGUGCAGAAACCAAGUGGCUGAUUGGUGGAGACAAAGUGAGUGCAGUGUACUCGGGUGCACCUGAUUGUUUAAGCAUAACUAACUGGACUUGGUAAGCAAUGUAGCAGUGGUGUGUGUGUGUGUACACUGGCUGAGACCUUUCAGUUUUCAAAUAUGCUUUCUUUGUUGAGAAGACAUCACCAAAAAACAAGAAAUACCCAGCUGUAAAAAAAAAGGUACUUUUGCAUUCUAUCUAUCUAGCUUUCUUGGUUUCUUUGAUGAUUAGAGUUCAACAUGUCUACAUUUCAAUUCUUGCAUUGGUGUUUAUAAAACUAUAAACAAUUAUAUACUCUUGAUAACUAUUAGCGGGUACAUGAGAUAAACUAGUGACAAUGGCAUUCUUUGUGGUAUUUCAUAUCUGUGGUUUGAACCCCACAUCUCUCUCCCCAUUAUCUACCUAUGUUUAAAAAAAAACUAUUAGUGAUUAUUUAUGAAUUCUUGAUUGCCAUUUAUAUAUGCUAAGAGCCUUGUAGCUCAGUGCUAUUGUCUGGUCUCCUAGAACCCGGUUCAAAUCCUCCACUCCCACUUAUUGUAAUUAUUGAAUUUGAUUGACAUUUAUAUAUGUUUAUAUUGAUGUUAGAACUUAGAAGUGAAUUCUACCCAUUUUAGCUUUGGCUAGAUUCUACUUGUUCUUUGUUUGUGCAAUUAUUUAUUUUUCUUCUUUGGUGAGAUUGUACACUUUUUUAUGUUCUUGCUGAUACGCUAGUAACACUUCUAAAUUCCCUGAUUUUUAUUAUGAAGGACUAUACUCUGAUUCUCAUUUUGUAACUUGUUUAGCUUAAAGCGGUUUUUGGUAGUUUACAAGAGAGAUUAUAAAAUUAAGUCUUGUUGAUGAGAAAAGAAUAUAUAAACUAUACUAACAUAGAAGGGUCAAGAUGAAGUUUGGGAAAGAGUUCAAGAAACAAAUGGUGCCGGAGUGGACAGAAGCCUAUAUGGAUUAUAAUGGACUAAAAAGAAUACUAAGAGAGGUAAGGGGUUACAAGCAGACUAAGCAUCCUGCAACACACAAUAAGGCCUCACAGAAGAAACCAACAUUGGAAAAGACCUUCAGUGGUCUACACAAAGAAGCUAGCAAUCUUCCGAGUAGGGGAGAUAUCGAGGACCAAGUUAUAGAUGUUAACACAUUGCAGCAUGAUGGUUCUGGACAGAUUUACAAGACCAAGUUCCUAAGGCAGUCUGAAGAAGGAGGAGAGGUUGAGGUAAUGUUUUUUAGAAAACUUGAUGAAGAGCUCAACAAGGUCUGUACUUUUUACAAGGACAAGGUGGAGGCACUGAUGCAUGAAGCUGCUGUCUUGAAUAAACAAAUGGAUGUUUUCAUUGCAUUGCGGGUAAAGGUGGAAAACCCUGAUCUCAAUGGCUCUAGCCUUAAGAGAUGUUAUCUUUCCAAUGUCUCUUCGAAGAUGCCCCCAACAAGCACUACUUGCAGCAGAGACAGGAAUCCAGGAAGGGAGUAUGUGGGUUUGAUACCUGAAGUAGAUACAAAUGAUGAUCAUCAACAAGAAGAGUCUACUGCUGGUCCAGAAGUCAAUUCAGUUAGCACCGCCAGUUGUGGUUGUGAUCACAGGGAGGAGGUGAACAAGGAUGACUACAAAGAAGAUCCCCUAAAAAUUCUUGAGCACGUGAAGAUUAACAAUACGCUUGAAUCUCCAAUUUCAACCAUAAAAGGCGUUUUCAAGGAUUCCAAAGAAGAGGACUUGAGUUUUAAUAAAGAGGAGCUGAGAAAAGUUGAAGAACGACUGAGACAUGUGUUCGUUGAAUUUUACCACAAGCUCCGUCUACUAAAGCACUACAGCUUUAUGAAUCUUGCAGCAUUUUCCAAGAUCAUGAAAAAGUAUGAAAAGAUCACAAGAAGGAGAGCUGCCAGAUUAUACAUGAGAAUAGUGGAUGACUCUUACCUUGGCAAUUCUGAUGAGGUUACUGGUCUCCUGGAGAGGGUGGAGACUACAUUCAUCAAGAACUUUUCAAAAUCAAAUCGUAGAGAAGGUAUGAAGUUAUUGAGACCAAAAGCUAAAAGAGAAAGGCAUAGAGUAACAUUUUUUUCAGGUUUCUUUUUGGGUUGCUCAAUUGCUCUUUUGGUUGCUAUUGUUUUAAUAAUAGAAGCUCAUAAUCUUAUGGAUAAGGAGGAGGGCACCCAGUACAUGGAAAACAUUUUCCCACUAUACACUUUAUUUGCAUAUAUUGUGCUACAUAUGCUCAUGUAUGCAGCCAACAUAUACUUCUGGAGACGUUAUCGGGUCAACUAUCCAUUUAUAUUUGGUUUCAAGCGAGGAACUGAGUUGGGCUAUCGAGAAGUUUUUCUCCUCAGCACUGGUCUUGCAGUACUUGCAUCAGCCGGUUUCCUAGCAAACUUGCAGCUGGACACGGACUCAAGUACUCGAGACUACAAGACAAUCACUGAACUGGUUCCUCUGGUGUUGGUUAUUUUUGUGCUUGUCAUCACCUUCUGCCCUCUUAACAUUUUAUACCGUUCAAGUCGUUUCUUCUUCAUUAAAUGCAUUUUCCGCUGUAUCUGUGCUCCUCUCUACCAGGUUACUCUACCAGAUUUUUUCUUGGCAGACCAGCUUACAAGCCAGGUCCCGGCCUUUCGGAGUUUUGAGUUAUACAUUUGCUACUAUAGUUUGGGAGAGUACUCAAGGAGGCAAAGCAAGUGUCUUAGUCAUGGUGUCUACAAUACCUUCUAUUUCAUUGUUGCUGUAAUACCGUAUUGGCUGCGGUUCCUGCAGUGCAUUCGUCGGUUGUGUGAAGACAAAGAUGCAAUGCAUGUGUACAAUGGUUUGAAGUACUUCUCGACCAUUGUUGCAGUUAUUAUUAGGACAGCUUUUGAACUAAAGAAGGGAAUGGCCUGGAUGGUGUUAGCUUUAGUCAGCUCCUCUGUUGCAGCACUAAUAAAUACAUAUUGGGAUAUUGUCAUAGACUGGGGUCUUCUGCGAAGGCAAUCAAAGAACAAAUAUUUGAGAGAUAAACUCGUAGUUUCACACAAGAGUGUCUACUUUGUGGCUAUGAUCUUGAAUAUAGCACUGCGAUUUGCGUGGAUGCAAUUGGUGUUAGAAUUCAGAUUGCGUUCCCUUCAUAAGAUGACCACGAUAACCAUAUUUUCCUGCCUAGAGAUUAUCCGUCGUGGCAUUUGGAGCUUCUUCAGGUUGGAAAACGAGCACUUAAACAAUGUGGGCAAGUACCGCGCAUUCAAGUCAGUCCCACUUCCUUUCAGUUAUUAUGAGACUGACAAUGAUGAUGAUGACGACGACGACGAUGAUGACAAGAAUGAUUGAGCAUCAACACAAAUAAACACACAAUUGUGCACCAAAGCUAUGAUACAAACACCUUGCUUUGAGGAUGAUCUCUAGUCUUGAUAAGCUUCAUAAAGUCUUUGAUAUCUCGAUAUGUACACGGCAAACCUUCCACCUUCCAUGAUGGGCAAAAAGCCCAUCAUAUAUGCUGGUCAACUUGGAGGAGGAACAACUCAUAAAAGCCAGUAUGAUCUAUGGUUCUUAGCCAAUCUGAAUGCUGGACUAGCUCAUGUUAAGUUACUUCUUAUUUUGCUGAGAAGUUAAUAAGUCACUUCAUUGUUCAUUCUUUGUUGACCUUGAAAAGAUAAUUAAGAAAAUUUCAUA